Messenger RNA from Linum tenue, 942 nucleotides. Lineage: Eukaryota; Viridiplantae; Streptophyta; Magnoliopsida; Malpighiales; Linaceae. The record is from the annotation of a GenBank genome assembly.
GUUCUUCAUGUUCUCCGCGGUCUCCGCGACGACUAUGAUUCUCUUUCUGCGGCAAUCCGUGCUCGAGACACCACAAUCGCCCUUGAAGAUUUGCAUGAUCGUCUGGUCGAUUAUGAGGCUGAGCUCACAGCCAUUCGCCAUCGUUCUUCCUCGGCACCAACUACGGCAUUCUCCACUAGCCGAGGUCGCUCUUCACCUCCUGCUCGUGGUCGCGGCAGCCCCCGUCGGCAGUCAACAGUUGGGCCUUCCUAUUAUUCUGAUUCUCUUCAUCGUGCCCACUCCCCAGCUCGUGGCUCUCCUGUCUCCGCCAUGCUCCCCUCGGCUCCCUCUCUCCUAGGGCGACCUCAGCUCCUCUGCCAGUUCUGUGACAAGCCGGGUCACACCGCCAAGGAAUGCUACCGCAUCCGUGGGCGUCCUCAAGCCCAUCACACCACCACCGCCGAAUCUUCUUCUCCGGCUUGGCUUGUCGACUCUGCCGCCACCAGUCAUGUCACUCCUGAUCUCGGUGGUCUCUCUCUUUAUGCUGAUUAUAAUGGUCCUGACGAGGUUAUUGUUGGCGACGGGUCAGGACUUAGCCACGGGGGCGCCUCUACUUCGCGGCCAGAAUAAGGAUGACGUGUACGAGCUGCCCAUGGAUGCCUCCCCCGUUCGCCUUGCCAUGACCGCCACCAAAACCUCGUCUACAACUUGGCAUAAUCGCCUCGGCCAUCCCAAUCCUAGGCUGCUUGCUCGUUUGCUUCGUAACCAGUCUCUCCCUGUUUCUCCCACUUUGCCUUUCCAUUCUUGUGCAUCGUGUGCCCUCAAUAAGAGUCAUAAACUCCCCUUUUCUGUUUCUAGUUUGACUAGCACUCGCCCUUUCGAUUUGCUAUAUAUGGAUGUUUGGGGUCCUUCCCCGGUUCUUUCUAUUGAUUCAUAUUCAUAUUAUUUGGUGAUUGUCGAUCA